Molecule: messenger RNA, 4708 nt
Organism: Vitrella brassicaformis
Lineage: Eukaryota; Vitrellaceae
Source: the annotation of a GenBank genome assembly
CUCAUCGCUCACACCCAUUUCCCCCCUCUUUUCCCCAAUGGCCGUCGCAAGGCUCUUGUCGCUGGUUUGUGUGGCUGCCGUGCUGUGCCCACCCUCGGUGGUGAGCCAGACAUGCAAGGAAGGCGACAAGUGCAGCGAGGGCGGGGGCGGGAAGCUGCUGAUCAAGGGCGGCAUCGUGGUCAACGAGGACGUCGAGAUGAUCUCUGACAUCCUCAUCGACAAUGGACACAUCCAGGUGGGUACAUGCGGACAGAUCAGCACUGGUGCCUUUGCCUUGCCUUGGCUGCCUUGCAAUGUGUCAACCAACGGCGCAACGCAGCAGCAUGCAUGGCGCCAUGCACACAUGUGUGGUGUGCGGGAUGGCGUGUGCAGCUGAUAGCGACUGAGAUCGCCGCUGACAGCGAGACACGAGUGGUGGACGCCAGGGGCAAGUACGUCAUGCCGGGAGGUGAGUGACUGAGUGAAUGAGUGAGACGAUUGACAACACCACACCGCAGACAGACAGAGGAGAUGCGCUUAUGCAUGGUGGCAUGCAUGGGUCUGUGUGUGCGUGUGGUGUCCACGUGUUGGCUUGGCAGGCAUCGACCCUCACACCCACCUGGAGAUGCCCUUCAUGGGGGAGGUGGCAUGCGACACAUUCGCCACUGGACACCAGGUGAGUGAGUGAGCAUGUGGGCGACAAACACACGCCACACAGGGAGGGGACGACACAAACCAUGCUCCCCGUUCAUUCGGUGUCAUCUAUCUGAUCUGCCAGGCUGCGCUUGCCGGCGGGACGACGAUGCACAUCGAUUUCGCCCUGCCUGUUGACGGGUCGUUGGUCAAGGGCUGGGAGGAGUGGCGGAAGAAGGCCGCCAAGGCCAACAUGGACUACGGAUUCCACAUGGCCGUCACCGCAUGGAAUGACAAAGUCGCAGAGGUACCGCACCUACCGUCACGCUCCCUCCCUCACGCACACACGCAUCAUAUCCGUGUGAGUGCAUCGGUCGGUGUGUGGUGUAUGCAGGAGAUGGAGUACUUGGCCAAGAACAAGGGCGUCAACUCGUACAAGUUCUUCAUGGCCUACAAGGGGGCGCUCAUGGUCACCGAUGAGCAGCUCGUCGAGGGAUUCAGGCACUGCAAGAAGAUCGGCGCACUCGCACAAGUCCACGGUAGGUACGCUCACAGCUUCACACGCUGCCACUGAUCAUCCGAAUGGAUGGAUGGCUUGUGUGUGUGAUCCAUCCAUCAGCUGAGAAUGGUGACGCCGUGGCUGCUGGCCAGAAGUACAUCGCAGAGGAGCUGCAAAUCCUCGGACCAGAGGUAACGAAGAAAGGAACACCACGCCAGCCACAAACCCCAACCAACCAGCUCCACACCCUUGACUGACUUAUGCCCGUGUAUGUGUGUGUGUUGCAUAGGGUCACGCACUGAGCCGUCCAGCCAUUCUAGAGGUGGAGGCCACGGAGCGGGCCAUCAACCUCGCCGCGUGGGUCAACACACCGCUGUACGUGGUACGCAUCCAUCCAUCCAUCCAUCCAUACUCGAUAUCAAAGCCCCUACACAUACUCGUCCCCUCCGUGUGUGUGUGUGUGUGUGAUGUGUGGCCAGGUGCACGUGAUGAGCAAGGGUGCGAUGGAGGCGGUUGCGCGUGCCCGGCAGGCGGGCUACCGCAUCAUCGGCGAGCCCACGGCGGCCGGCCUCACCCUUGACGAGAGCAAGAUGUGGGACCCCGACUUCAAGACCGCUGCUGCCCACGUCAUGUCGCCACCCAUCAGGAAGCACGAUGUCGACGGCAUUGCCCUCCAAAACGCUCUCAAGAAUCGUGUCCUCUCGGUAAGUGUGUGAGCAUGACAACAUGAAUACUCGUUCCAUCACGGCGUCCAUCCCAUCCACACACACGUGUUGCAUAUAUGGUUGCUGUCCGUCGGUCUGCCUGCCUGUCUGUCUGUCUGUCUGUCUGUCUGACCCUGCCUGCAGCUGGUGGCGACCGACCACGCGGUGUUCAACUCCACUCAGAAGGCCAAGGGCAAACACGACUUCCGCGUGCUGCCCAAUGGAGUCAACGGUCGGUCAGCUUCGCACACAAUGCACAACAUACACAACAUGCACAACUAGCUUGCCAUCCGUCCAUCUGCCUGUGGGCUGGAUAAUGACUAAUUUCCUUCCUUGUGUGUGUGAUGUGUGCAGGUCUUGAGGAGCGCAUCCCGGUGCUGUGGACGACCAUGGUCAACACGGGCAAGAUCACGCCGAUGGACUUCGUCCGCAUCACCUCCACCGAGGCGGCACGAAUCUUCAACGUCUACCCUCAAAAGGUAGGUCACGUCACCCACACACAUCACUGACGCACUCACGGACGGACGGACGGACGGACGGACGGACGCGCAAAGGCGUGGGCUGAAAUGCACCCACCCACUGUUUGUGUUGUGUUGUGUGUGUAUGGAUGGUAUGUGGGUGUCUCACUCAGGGUGUGAUUCGCGAGGGUUCUGACGCCGACUUGUAUGUGCUUGACCCGACUGUGGAGUACACCAUCUCACCCCAGACACACCACUCGGCCCUCGAUACCAACGUCUUCGAAGGGUAAGAGUAAGUCGCCGCAAUGCACCGCACCAGACCGCAUGGAUGUCUACGCGUGUCUGUGUGUCUGUGUGUUUGUGGUGUGUGUGGUCUGUUUGUUUGUUCCAGCAUCAAGUGUCGGGGCAAGGUGGUGACGACCAUCAGCCGCGGCGACAUCGUGUGGGACAACAAUCAGCUCUUCACCAAAGACGGUCGCGGACAGUAAGAACACACCAAUACACACAAUACAGCCAUAAAUAAAGAUGGCAUCCCCCUGCCCUGCCCAUCUCACUCACAUUCGCUGGCGGUGUGGUGGGCUUCGUCUCACGUUCAUUCAGGUACAUCGAGACGAAGCCCUUCUCGCCCUAUCUGUUUGGCGGCCUGGAGCAGGAGGAGGCCCUCAAGCGGGCCGAGAUGAACGCACCCGUCAAGCGCAACCUCGACAAGAUCUACGCAUGAGGGACGGUGAUCCCAUUGUGGCCCAGCCCGUACCACCCUGUCCUACCAAUUUUGCAAGGAGAGCUGCACACACUUACACACACAACACAUACACACCCGAACCUUUAUUGCGUUGAGAGACGGGGCGCGGCGAGGGGUGCGGUGCAUGGGGGCGUGUGCAUGUGUGUGUGUGUGUGUGUGUGCGUGUGUGCUAUGCCACGGGGGAAUGUUGGCGUGUGUCUGGGGGCGGUGAAUGUUUGUGUGUUUCAAGCACUGGGAAUCGAUCGCAAGACGAGCUAAGGCAGCUUUGGGGCAUUUUGGGCCUGCUGUGUUGAAUUCUAUUGCAAUGCAUUGCAAACCACUGCAUCAAUCUGAAUGGUUUCUUUUCCUUCCCCCAUCACCCCCUACCCUACGCACACCAAGGCACGCCGAUGGAUGUUGUCUGGUGUUGUGUUGUGUUGUGGUGUGGUGUGGUGUGUUGUCUGCGUCUUUUUCCAUUCUUCCGAGAGAGUACCAGCUAGGUUUUUUCGUCGGACGAUUUGCGACAAAGGCAAGGGAGCUGCGUCCGUCGAUCAGUGUGGGUGGAUUGUGUCGGUCCACUUGCUGCACGUCAACGUGGAGGGCAUCCAUCCAUCAGGACAUGCCGGAUGUUCCCACUGUUGCCCAUGAGGGUGUCGAGACGUGCAGCAAGCGCUCAACACAUGACAUGACACACACCAGCCCAGCACUAAGGCAAUGUAUAGCUACCAAGAUAUGUGCAAGCAGAGAGGCAAAGUGACACGCGACGCGUAUCGUGCGAGUGCGAGUCCCCGAUCGAUUCGAUAAGUGGCUGGGCUGCCGUGUUGCUCAGCCUGACUGUAUGUAUGUAACGGACGAGCGAAUGUAUGUUCUAUGUGGAUAGCAUUCAAGGCAGCCACAGCCAGGAAGGAAGGCCUGCCUUUAUGGCCAGACGGAUGGAUGCAUCGCAUCAGUGGGUUGACUGACGGCUGCCUCGAGGCUGUCACCGUGCGAUGGAUCCGAGGCAAGUUGAACAUGGUCUGAGACAACAUGCAUGAGUCAGAGCAGAGCCCUCGUCACGUUUUAUCUGUCUGUCCUCACUGCACGCGCUGGACGUGACUGUCGUGCAGGAGAGAGCACGAGAGAGGGAGCGAGGCGCCGUCUUUUUUGGCUCUCUCUUGCCGCUGCGUUGGGGAAGAGAGGAGGGAGGGCAUGACGGACAGGACAGGGGGUGGUGUGAGAGUGAUGUGAUUUCAUGUGAGUUAGUGCGCGGCUUCGUCUUGUCGUCACCAUGCCGGCGCUCAAGGAGUGCAGACAGGCGCGAAACUUGCGUCUACGCAUUCCUUGAGCUCCGGUUUGGUGACGACAAGGUGUAGCUGCGCCACAUGGAAGCGAGCACACACGGGACCGUCAGCGUUGAUGCGUGAGGAUUGAUCAGUCGACCGAUGGAUGCUCCGUGGAGGAACAGCAGGAUAGGAUGCAGCCAGCCCUCUGGGAACAAACACGUUUUGCGCCAUGGUGGGCUGCCUCUCUCUAUCUGCACAUGCAAUGCAAAAGGUGCGUCCCGUCGAGAGAAUCCCAUCCAUCGCAUCGAUCACUCGCUCACACGCACUUGCAUCGCUGAGAGAGACAGGCAGAUUCAUGCAAUCAGUCCAGCCGGCUUGUUAUCUCGUCCGCCGUGCAUGCCUGAAAGAGACACAGCCCAAUCACUGCAGAACAUGAAUCGACGACAUGUGAA